This is a messenger RNA of Choloepus didactylus (southern two-toed sloth), 2693 nucleotides long. RefSeq names its product calcium binding and coiled-coil domain 2 (gene CALCOCO2). Gene Ontology annotation, biological process: positive regulation of autophagosome maturation; xenophagy. The transcript is spliced from 13 exons. Gene Ontology annotation, cellular component: autophagosome; PML body. The record is from RefSeq and is a predicted model, not a curated record. Lineage: Eukaryota; Metazoa; Chordata; Mammalia; Pilosa; Megalonychidae. Bases 514 to 1866 code for a protein of 450 amino acids.
CCCAAACUCAGACUUCCAGCCCUGAGAUAGGGCCUUCAUGGGUAGAGGUGCGACCGGUUUCAGUUUUCACCUCUUCUCAACUUUCUAAGGGAGUGACUUCGUGGAAUGCCUGGAGCCCCUUCCGGAGCCUUGGAGGGUUAAGGGGCAGUUUUCUCCUGAGGAGGGCAGGGAUUCAGUGCUUGUGACCCGAUAGGAGUCCCCUUGGGCAGAAGAGACAUCUCUGACGUCGCGAGGGUGGUGACGACACGGCAGCCGCCCGGACGCGUCUCUUGGCGUCAUGCCCCCUCCCGAGGGCGCCGAGGUUGUGGGGUCCCAUAAUCCCUCUCUUUGACGUCAUCGCUGUUUACCUCGAGGCUCUAGACAGGGAGGGGCCUAGUCACCCCCUCCACCCUGGCCUCAGUUUCCUCAGUUACGAGUAGGUUUGAUCCCUGAAGCCCGGUUCCUUCAGAUAAGCAUUCUGCAACUUUUGGAUGAGGUGGUCUAGGAAGCCGAGAAAAAAAAAGGACCCCCACCAUGGAAGAGAUAACAGAAGAUCCCCCCACAUCAGCUGUCUUGCUGGAUCAUUGUCAUUUCUCUCAGGUCAUCUUUAACAGUGUGGAGAAGUUCUAUGUUCCUGGAGGGGACAUCACAUGUCAUUUUACUCUCACCCAGCAUUUUGUCCCCCGUCGAAAGGAUUGGAUUGGAAUCUUUAGAGUGGGAUGGAAGACAACCCGUGAGUAUUACACCUUCAUGUGGGUUACUUUGCCCAUUGACCUGAACAGCGAACCAGCCAAACAGCAGGAAGUUCAAUUUAAAGCUUAUUACCUGCCCAAGGAUGAUGAAUAUUAUCAGUUCUGCUAUGUGGAUCAGGAUGGUGUGGUCCGGGGAGCAAGUAUCCCUUUCCAGUUCCGUCCAGAAAGUGAGGAGGACAUCCUGGUUGUUACCACUCAGGAAGAGGUGGAGGAGAUCGAGCAGCGCAACAAAGAACUUUGCAGAGAAAACCAGGAGCUGAAGGACAGCUGUCUCAGCCUCCAGAAGCAGAAUUCAGACAUGCAGGCUGAGCUCCAGAGGAUGCAGGAACUACAGGAGGAGCUAAAAACCCUAAAGAAUCUCAAUAAGAAGUUGGAAAACAAAGUGAAAGAGCAGAACUGUUGGGAGACAGAACUGCUUCAACUCAAAGAGCAAAACCAGAAGAUGUCCUCAGAAAAUGAGAAAAUGGGAGUCAGAGUAGAUCAGCUUCAGGCCCAGCUGUCAAUUCAAGAGAAAGAAAUGGAAAAGCUUGUUGAAGGAGAUCAAGAUAAGACAGAACAGUUGGAGCAUCUGAAAAAAGAAAAUGGCCAGCUGUUCCUCAAUUUAACAGAACAGAGGGAGCACCAGAAGAAGCUUGAGCAGACAGUGGAGGAGUUGAAGCAAAAGGAAACUACCGCGACAAGGAAACAACAGGAGCUAACGGACCAGAACUUUGACCUGUCAAAAAGACUGAGUGAGAACGAGUUUAUGUAUAAAGUUCUGCAGGGUGAAAAAGAGAGAAUAGAAGAAGAAAAUGAUCUUUUGAAGAGGGAGAACAGCAGAUUGCUGAGUUACAUGGGUCUAGAUUUGGACUCUUUACCAUAUCAAGUGCCUACUUCAGUUCCUGGAGGUGCAGGACAAAAUCAUGGACUUGUCUAUGGAAACCCAUAUUCUGGUAUCCAAGAAAGUUCUGCCCCCAAUCGGCUCUCCAUCAAGAAAUGUCCCACCUGCCGAGCAGAGUUUGUUGAUGAAGUUGAUGAUCACACCUUGGAGCAGUACAUGCCAGUCAUUUGUUUGAGUUGUCCAAUUUGUGACAAGAUCUUCUCAGCAGACGAGAGGCAGAUCUUUGAAGACCAUGUGUUCUGCCACUCUCUAUAAGUGUCACAGCCUCUUUGAUCUAUAUUGUAGAUAGAUUCUAUAGAGUAGGACCUAUAGCUUCUACUCUGAGUUAUGGCUCAAGAUCCUGUCUAACCUGAAAUUAUUAGAGGUCUAUUCAGCCCUGCUGCCCCAGAGGUGGAGCCAUGGUAACUAUCUGAAAGAUAGCAAUAAGGGCUGUUACUUCCAUCCUUGUGGGUUAUUACUUUUGAAGUCAAAUAACUCUAGCUGUAUCGGCUUCUCAUCUAUGGUGCCCAUUCUUCCAAGGGUCUCCUGUACAGGGGCCUUGGGAUGGAACUGACCUGGCUGCUUAGUUCUCCAAAUUGUCCCACUGCUAUUCAAGAUCAGGCUUUGAGUGUAUUUGCACUCAGUCCCCCAUCCUAACCCUGUGCAAGAGAUUAACCAAAGGUUGCGAAUUUCCUCCUUUUCAGGUCUCUUUCUCUGAUUGCAUUAGACUAGUAAAAUGGCACAGCAGAGAACUCCGUCAUCCAAUUUGGAUACCAGAGGUUUCUCAACCUAACUUCUCAGCUCCCAGCAGAAGCAUCUUAUUUCUAACCAUGGACAGGAAGUGUUAUUUCAAUCACAGAAAGCUAUCUUCCUUUCUGGUUGACAUUUUCUACUCUUUGAUUUUUCCUAUGCACGUAACUUUUAUUGUUUUAAGUCUUUUCUUGAUGGUUAGUAUAAGUUGUUAGAAACUGUAUGGGUUUGAAACUUUCUGAGCAAGUGAAUUUGAAUAUGGAUAAGUCAAUAAUGAGACAAAUAUUGUUAAUCUUUCUAAUACCAAAAAUAAACUCAUGCUCUCUUUCAGGGACUUGGGUAAUUUACAGUAA